Molecule: messenger RNA, 1314 nt
Organism: Actinia tenebrosa (Australian red waratah sea anemone)
Lineage: Eukaryota; Metazoa; Cnidaria; Anthozoa; Actiniaria; Actiniidae
Product: hydroxyacyl-coenzyme A dehydrogenase, mitochondrial
Biological process (GO): fatty acid beta-oxidation
Cellular component (GO): mitochondrion
Molecular function (GO): NAD+ binding; (3S)-3-hydroxyacyl-CoA dehydrogenase (NAD+) activity
Source: RefSeq, a predicted model, not a curated record
UGUUUUUAGAAAAAGAAACGUCUCCACCAUAUUUGCCACGUUCUUUGACCCUUUGGACUCAACAGGAAUCUAUUACCACUAUGGCUAGUAGAAGCCUUCAAGUUGCCUUUAGUGCAUCUUCAAGACUAGGGCUCAGCCGCUCAUUGUUGUACAAGAACUUAGGCGCGACUCAAGUCGGGUUUUCAACCUCGUCUAACAAAGCUGCCAUUAAUAAUGUGACUGUGUUUGGAGGUGGAUUAAUGGGUGCAGGAAUUGCUCAGGUCGCUGCUGUGGCAAAAUAUCAAGUAACGAUAGUUGAUCAAACAAAUGCAAUUCUAAUCAAAACUUUGCAAAGUAUUGAGCGCAGUCUUGGUCGCGUCACCAAGAAACAAUACAAAGACAACCCAGAGGAUGGAAAGAAAUUUGUAGGUGAAACUCUGUCACGCAUCAAGAUCUCAUUAGACACUACUGGAUCCGUGGCUGACAGUGACCUGGUGAUUGAAGCAAUUGUUGAGAAUAUGAAAGUAAAGCACAAGCUGUUUACUGCACUUGAUGAGGCUGCUCCAAGCAACACCCUCUUUGCAACCAACACGUCAUCUCUUCCCGUCGGCGAUAUUGCACAGGUUACUGCCAGAAAGGAUAGAUUUGGAGGAUUACAUUUCUUCAAUCCAGUUCCAUUGAUGAAACUUGUAGAGGUUAUUCGUAUUCCAGAGACUUCAAAUGAGACAUUUGAUGCACUAUUCCAGUUCAGUAAGAGCCUCGGAAAAGUUCCUGUCACAUGCAAGGAUACACCAGGAUUUGUAGUCAAUCGUCUUCUCGUGCCUUACAUGGCUGAGGCAGUCAGGAUGUUGGAACGAGGGGAUGCUACAGCCAAGGAUAUUGACACUGCUAUGAAACUUGGAGCAGGCUAUCCCAUGGGUCCAUUCGAGCUUGCAGAUUAUGUUGGACUCGACACCACACUAUUUAUUAUGCAAGGUUGGGCAGAAAAGUACCCAGAUGUGGAGUUAUUCAAGCCUCCAGAAAUCCUCAAAGAUCUUGUAGCCAGAAACAAAUUUGGCAGGAAAAGUGGUGAAGGAUUUUACAAUUACGAAAAUAUGAAAUAGGUUACUAAACGUGCGUCAGACAUUUCACUGUACAAACUUAUGAAGCCAUUAAACCUUAUCCAAAAGAGAACGUAAAUUUCCGGUAUCUGACUACGACGUUUGUCAUGCCUAGCCCGCUAAGUCACAGAACAUGACAGCCUGCUUAAUUCGGUGUGUGUUAGGUCUAUGGCGAAGUUAAAGUUUUUAGAUUUGGAUGGCGUUCUCUUUUGGAUAAAAUAACUUUGACUUUUCA